Paramecium octaurelia is the source of this 1089-nucleotide messenger RNA. The record is from the annotation of a GenBank genome assembly. Lineage: Eukaryota; Ciliophora; Oligohymenophorea; Peniculida; Parameciidae.
AUGAUCUAAAUUUAAAGUUAUGUGAUUUUGGUUUUGCGAGAGUAAUAUAGAUCUAAACUUUAGACAAUACAAACUUAAGAAUAAUUGACUGAUUAUGUGGCUACAAGGUGGUAUAGAUCACCUGAAUUACUGAUAUCUAAUAAUUACGGAAAGCAAGUAGAUAUAUGGGCUAUUGGUUGUAUUAUGGGAGAAUUGAUUGAUGGUCAACCAUUAUUUCCAGGCGAAAAUGAGAUGGACUAAUUAUAUCUGAUAUAGAAGAUUAUUGGACCAUUAACUUAGGAUUAGAUGGAGAAAUUUUAGAAGAAUUAAAGAUAUAUAGGAAUGAAGUUUCCUGAAAUAGUUAAAUCAGAAACUAUUGAGAAAAGAUAUGGUGGUAAAAUGUGUAAUAAAGGUUUGAAUUUCUUAAAACAAUGCUUGAUAAUGGAUCCAAACAAGAGAAUUACUUCUUUAGAGUGUUUAGAGCAUCCAUAUCUAUCUGAACUUUGGAGUAAAGAAAAUGAUGUUAGGCCUAAAAGUAAUUUUUAGAGGAGGAUAAGUUGUGAAAGAGAUGAUUCUAAGCCUAGCAUACUUAAUCAAUACGAUUUUGGCGAAUAGAAACCAAAAAAGAUUCAAGAGAAAGCCAUUCCUUAAACUAUUUAGAAUUAAUCAUUUGUUUAAAAAUAAGUAUAUAAUUACAAAAUUGGUGAUGAGACUCCAGAAGUAACCAAGGAAGGAGAUGAUACAAAAUCAUAAAUGCACAAAACAUUUAAUUAAUCAUUCAAAAUCAAAUUUAAUGAUACUCUUCCUUAAAGUAGAUUAGGGUCAGAAUAAGACAAGAGAAUCAAUAGAGUUAUUGGUUUACCAGGUUUGAAGGAGGACCAAAAAUAACAAUACUAAUAGUAAUAAUUACAAUAAUAAUAACAACAGAAUAAUCAUAAUAAAUCUCCAAACAAGAGAACCUCUAUCCAGUAACCAUCUUUUUACGUUUAGGUAUUUAUACAAUCAUAUAUGCAGGGAUAAUAUAAUUUGUAGCCUUAAAAGCUUAAUCUAGUGUAUAAUGCUAAUACUUAUAAUUAUUCAAUUAAGAAAUCGUAUAUCUCAAAAAAAUGA